GCUGUCGCUCACGCUAGGGUCCUCUCGGCUCCGGCGUUCUCCUUCUCGCGCCCACCUGCUCCGCAGUGCCCUCCGUGCACCCCUCCGUCGCGUGUCCAGCCUGGGGUACGCCCGCCCGCCGCGCGCCCCUUGCGCUCCUGGCCCUGACCUUCGCAGCUAGAAGGGCAGCGUGCCCCGGGGUGAGCGCCCCCGCCCCGCUCCUCCUCCCUCCCACAGGGGCGCGCCCGAUGCCCGGGACGGGCCGCUGAGCCGGAGGGGACCAAGGAGGCCAUGGUGGGAGCGCUCGCCCGCCGCGGUGCCCGCUGAGGCCAUGCAGCGCCCCGGGCGCCCCGCCGGCGCCCGCCUGAGGCUGUUCCUGCUCCUGCCACCGCUGCUGCUGCUCCCAGGCAGCCACGCGGGCAACCUGACGGUGGCCGUGGUGCUGCCGCUGGCCAACACCUCGUACCCGUGGUCGUGGGCGCGCGUGGGACCAGCGGUGGAGCUGGCCCUGGCCGGGGUGAAGGCGCGGCCCGACUUGCUGCCCGGCUGGACAGUCCGCACGGUGCUGGGCAGCAGCGAGAACGCACUGGGCGUCUGCUCCGACACCGCCGCGCCCCUGGCCGCCGUGGACCUCAAGUGGGAGCACAACCCCGCGGUGUUCCUGGGCCCCGGCUGCGUGUACGCCGCUGCCCCGGUGGGGCGCUUCACCGCGCACUGGCGGGUGCCGCUGCUGACCGCCGGCGCCCCGGCGCUGGGCUUCGGGGCCAAGGACGAGUACGCGCUGACCACCCGCGCGGGGCCCAGCCACGCCAAGCUGGGCGACUUCGUGGCGGCGCUGCACCGACGGCUGGGCUGGGAGCGCCAGGCACUCGUGCUCUACGCCUACCGGCCGGGCGAUGACCAGCCCUGCUUCUUCGUAGUGGAGGGGCUGUACAUGCGGGUCCGCGACCGCCUCAACAUCACGGUGGACCACCUGGAGUUCGCCGAGGGCGACCACGACCACUACACCAUGCUGCUGCGGACCGUGCGGCGCAAAGGCCGAGUGAUCUACAUCUGCAGUUCCCCAGAUGCCUUCAGAACCCUGAUGCUCCUGGCCCUGGAAGCUGGCCUGAGUGGGGAGGACUACGUUUUCUUCCACCUGGACCUCUUUGGGCAAAGCCUGCAAGGUGCACAUGGCCUUGCUCUGCGCAGGCCCUGGGAGAGAGGGGAUGGGCAGGAUGUCAGUGCCUACCAGGCCUUUCAGGCUGCCAAAAUCAUUACAUAUAAAGAGCCAGAUAAUCCUGAGUACUUGGAAUUCCUGCAGAAGCUAAAACACUUGGUCCACGAGCAGUUCAACUUCACCCUGGAGGAUGGUCUGGUGAACACCAUCCCAGCGUCCUUCCACGAUGGGCUCCUCCUCUAUGUCCAGGCAGUGACAGAGACUCUGGCUCACGGGGGAACUGUCACCGAUGGGGAAGGCAUCACUCAGAGGAUGUGGAACAGAAGCUUCCAAGGUGUGAUGGGAUACCUGAAAAUGGACAGCAAUGGAGAUCGAGAGACCGACUUCUCCCUCUGGGAUAUGGAUCCUGAGACUGGCGCCUUCAGAGUUGUUCUGAACUACAAUGGGACUUCCCAAGAGCUGGUGGCCGUGUCAGGGCGCAAACUGAACUGGCCCCUCGGGUACCCACCUCCUGACAUCCCCAAAUGCGGCUUUGACAAUGAGGACCCAGCCUGCAACCAAGACCACUUUUCUACCCUGGAGGUGCUGGCUUUGGUGGGCAGCCUCUCCCUGCUCAGCAUUCUGAUCGUCUCCUUUUUCAUAUACAGGAAGAUGCAGCUGGAAAAGGAACUGGCCUCAGAGCUGUGGCGGGUGCGCUGGGAAGAUGUGCAGCCCAGUAGCCUUGAGAGGCACCUCCGGAGUGCAGGCAGCCGGCUGACCUUGAGUGGGAGAGGCUCCAAUUACGGCUCCCUGCUAACCACAGAAGGCCAGUUCCAAGUCUUUGCCAAGACAGCGUAUUAUAAGGGCAACCUCGUGGCUGUGAAACGCGUGAACCGUAAACGUAUUGAGCUGACACGAAAAGUCCUAUUUGAACUGAAGCAUAUGCGGGAUGUGCAGAACGAACACCUGACCAGGUUUGUGGGUGCCUGCACCGACCCCCCCAACAUCUGUAUCCUCACAGAGUACUGUCCCCGUGGGAGCCUGCAGGACAUUCUAGAGAAUGAGAGCAUCACCCUAGACUGGAUGUUCCGGUACUCUCUCACCAAUGACAUCGUCAAGGGUAUGCUGUUCCUACACAAUGGAGCCAUUUGCUCCCAUGGGAACCUCAAGUCAUCCAACUGCGUGGUAGAUGGGCGCUUUGUGCUCAAGAUCACCGACUACGGGCUGGAGAGCUUCAGGGACCUGGAGACUGAGCAAGGACACACCCUCUAUGCCAAAAAGUUAUGGACAGCCCCUGAGCUCCUGAGAAUGGCCUCGCCCCCUGCCCAGGGCUCCCAGGCUGGUGACGUGUACAGCUUUGGGAUCAUCCUUCAGGAGAUUGCCCUGAGGAGUGGCGUCUUCCAUGUGGAAGGUGUGAACCUCAGCCCCAAAGAGAUCAUCGAGCGUGUGACUCGGGGUGAGCAGCCCCCCUUCCGGCCCUCCCUGGCCCUGCAGAGUCACCUGGAGGAACUGGGGCAGCUGAUGCAGAGGUGCUGGGCUGAGGACCCGCAGGAGCGGCCACCCUUCCAGCAGAUCCGCCUGAUGCUGCGCAAGUUUAACAGGGAGAACAGCAGCAACAUCCUGGACAACCUGCUGUCCCGCAUGGAGCAGUAUGCCAACAACCUGGAGGAGCUGGUGGAGGAGCGGACCCAGGCCUACCUGGAGGAGAAGCGCAAGGCCGAGGCCCUGCUGUACCAGAUUCUGCCUCACUCAGUGGCUGAGCAGCUGAAGCGUGGGGAGACGGUCCAGGCCGAAGCCUUUGACAGCGUUACUAUCUACUUCAGUGACAUUGUGGGUUUCACAGCCCUGUCAGCGGAGAGCACGCCCAUGCAGGUGAGUCAGGGUGCAGCCACAGGCGUCAAAGCAGGCAGGUAUGAGCGCGGUAACAUCUUCAUCUCCCAGGCCUGCCUCUGGUUCCGCUUUCCUCACCCCAGCCCAGGUGGGGUCCCUUACUCUCCACCCCUCUUGGCUUCUCUUCCCUUCCAGGUGGUGACCCUGCUCAAUGACCUGUACACUUGCUUUGACGCCGUCAUAGACAACUUUGAUGUGUAUAAGGUGGAGACCAUCGGCGACGCAUACAUGGUGGUGUCGGGGCUCCCGGUGCGGAAUGGGCGGCUGCACGCCCGCGAAGUGGCCCGCAUGGCCCUGGCGCUGCUGGACGCCGUGCGCUCCUUCCGCAUCCGCCACCGGCCCCAGGAGCAGCUGCGCCUGCGCAUCGGCAUCCAUACAGGGCCCGUGUGUGCUGGUGUGGUAGGGCUGAAGAUGCCCCGUUACUGUCUCUUUGGGGACACAGUCAACACGGCCUCAAGAAUGGAGUCUAACGGGGAAGCCCUGAAAAUCCAUUUGUCUUCUGAGACCAAAGCUGUCCUGGAGGAGUUUGGUGGUUUCGAGCUGGAGCUUCGAGGGGAUGUGGAAAUGAAGGGCAAAGGCAAAGUUCGGACCUACUGGCUCCUGGGGGAGUGGGGGAGUAGCACCUGAGGCUGACCUGCCUCCCCUCCUGGCCUUCCACACCUCCCUACAUGUGCCAGAGGUGACAGAGAGGUGCCAGGCCUCAGCCUCUCCCACAGCAGCCCCACCAUUGCCAAAGGACUGGAGAAGUGGUUUAAACAGCUCAGGUGUGCUGACCCCUUUGGAGACACAGAUAUUACCUCUGAAAGAGGACUGGCAUGGGGGAGACAGCAGAGCUCACAGGACUGGACCAAAGCACACAGUCAUGCCUAGUGGCAUACCCGUAGGCACCCACACCUGCUCUUCACCCUGAGUCAGGCUGGGGUGUGGAUUCCUGGACCCUCCUGCCCUCCCUGUGCCCUCCUCCCUCAACCUUGCUACACUGUGACUUUGCUGGGGAGAGGGAAGAGCUAUCUUGGGGGAAUAGGAAAAGGGACUAUAGCAGAAUCUAGGGAGUGGGGGAGUCCACAUCUGGGUCUAGCCCACCUGGGCCACAACACCCCCCGUCCCCCACCACCCAACAUUGGAUACAGUGCACAAGGGAGAAAGGGGCAGCACAGAGGGGCUGCAGGCCUAUAUGCCUUGGUUCUCCUCUGAGCAGAGACCAUUAAAAUCUUUAUUCCAG
This is a messenger RNA of Ceratotherium simum simum (southern white rhinoceros), 4229 nucleotides long. The record is from RefSeq and is a predicted model, not a curated record. Lineage: Eukaryota; Metazoa; Chordata; Mammalia; Perissodactyla; Rhinocerotidae.